GUUCUGCAAUCCUUCUGCUGCGCUGCUGAUCGAUCUCACAAUCAGCAGCAAGAAUGUAGUUUAGCCGCUCUGUGACUUGGUAAUUGCACUCACGAAUGAGUCAAUUCAGCAACCACAUCGUGAUCGUCGCUGUACCGAGCAAGCACGGUGUUGGUGAUCGUGGACCUGCUGCGACCGCCUUUGGAAGCUUUGGGCUCGAGAUGGUCCCUCGUCUAUAUAAAGGGCCGCUUGCAUGAUCCUAGAGCACGUUAUUCUUGAAUCCCACAAUCCAGCUCACUCACCUGGGAGCUUCUCGCAUACACAAACAGCUCUCAAAGCUUCAUCCACAUCUCAGUGACUUUCCGCAACUACCCGCAAAACUCAAGUUCCACUGCCACUACGCCUCACUGUCACCCAUCAUGUCCGCAGUCCGUCACGUCCUCGUCAGCGGUGCUGGCAUAGCCGGACCCGUCCUAGCCUACUUCCUCGCCCAGGCCGGCAUCCGCGUCACGGUCCUGGAAAGGGCACCCGCUCUGCUCGCACAAGGUCAGAACAUCGACAUCAAAGGCAGCGCCAUCGUCAUCAUGCGCAAGAUGGGCUUGAUCGAUGAGCUCAAGCGCUACAACACGCUAGAAAAGGGCACGCACUUCGUCGACGACAAGGGCCGCUUCUUUGCGCGCAUGCCGGUCCAAGAGGGCAUCGCGACCAGUCCGACGCAGGAAUUCGAAAUUCUCAGAGGAGAUUUAGCCAAGGUACUCUUCGAGGCAACCAAGGACCAUCCCCUUAUAGACUACCGAUUUGGCAUCAUCAUCGAAAAGGUUCUGCAAAACGACGAGAAGCUCGUCAAAGUGCAGUUGAGCAACGGCGAGACUCUCGAAUCUGAUCUGCUGGUCGCAGCGGAUGGCCAAUGGUCGAGAAUUCGUCGCAACAACUUCCCUCAAGAAUGGCUGACAAUCAUCGACAAGAACAUGUACGGCAUCUACUUUACUGUGCCUCGCAAGCCCACAGACACCAACUGGUGGACUGUCUACACGGCGAAAAAGUCUCGAGUCGUCAGCUCUAGACCUGACUCGCACGGCACGUACCGCGCCUUUCUCAGUCUCAUGCCCAGCAACGAGCAGCAGAAAAAAGCUUGGCAGUCUGCGUCACGAGGCGAUCGACAAACGCAAGAGGAUUUGUGCAGAAAAGAAUUUGGCGAUGCUGGCUGGGAAGCUCAGCGCUUCCUGGACGCGAUGCCCGACGCCGAUGAUCUCUACUUCCAAGCGAUUCAGCAGAUCAGGCUCUCAAAGUGGUCCAAGGAUCGGAUCGUGUGCGUAGGUGAUGCUGCGUACGCGCCGACUCCGCUCUCCGGAAUGGGAACACCGCUCGCCAUCAACGGAGCCUACACCCUAGCAGGCGAGCUCGCUAACCUCAAAGAAGGCGCCUCGAUUACCACGGCUCUCGAAGAGUAUGAAAGGAAAUUCAGACCUUUCGUCACAGAGUGUCAAGACAUCCCGUCCUUCAUUCCCAGCAUCAUGCACCCUUACGUCGGAUGGAAGAGAUCUCUGCUCUGGAGCUUCGUGAGCGCGUUUGCUUUCUGCUCGCGCACGCCCCUCAUCAUCAACAGAUUCGGAGGGGCAAAGAAGAACGACGACGAAGACUAUCCACUUCCAAAGUACGCCGCUUUUGAGGUAACAAAGGGCGACUAAGCCUGGGCGUUGAGAUCUUGUAGAGAGCCCGCUCGCACAGCUCGAUGUAACGCAUAUACCACCGCUCUUUAGCGCUUUCGUGAUCGAGAUGUACCAAAAAUCUGACACACACACGUCCCAAAUCACCAUUCAGUUGAGACCAUACUUUGCGCACUGAUUCCAGCGAUCCCAAGCGGAAAUUCGAGACCCAAGGCGCAAGAUGACGAAUAUCAUUGACACGGCGCUCCAGGGCCUGGCCUCACGUAAAGUAGUAUCGUCCUGCUCUCUUCCACUCGUCCUGACCUGAAUGCCAAGCGAAUCGCCAAGCCUC
This is a messenger RNA of Ceraceosorus guamensis, 1977 nucleotides long. Its product is annotated as FAD/NAD(P)-binding domain-containing protein. Gene Ontology annotation, molecular function: FAD binding. The record is from RefSeq and is a predicted model, not a curated record. Lineage: Eukaryota; Fungi; Basidiomycota; Exobasidiomycetes; Ceraceosorales; Ceraceosoraceae. The transcript has a single exon. The coding region runs from base 399 to 1667 and encodes 422 amino acids.